UGGUAUAAUUAGCGAUAAAAUCUGGUUCGUCGGUCAAAGGAAGUUGGCAAUACGUAACGACGCGAUCUGACUGAUUUCGUAUAAUUUGCCCUAUAAUUUCUGAUCGAUUCUAUUCGCCCAGUCGUGGAAAAGUUAUAAGCCGGAUCGUAAGCCAUGAUGCUGUUUGUUUUUGUCAUGAUUUUAAGCGGUGCUUGUUCUCAAAAGUUUGGCCCUUUUAAUGUGGCAGUGAGAGAAUUUGCAGCUUGCAAACACCAGGGAACCCACUUCCAAUUGUACGACACGAAAAUCGCAAUCGUCAAAAGGAACUCCCCUCUUGUGCUCAGCACCAAUUUUUCAAACAGCGCACCCAUCGACGAAUCUGUUGAGGUGUCUAUUGCAUCCGCCGUGUGGGGAAACGGAGGAUGGAAGGAGAAUUUCUGGACUCAGAAACUUGGGGGAUGGUGCUCCGCUUUACGCAUGUUCGUACCAGAUUUAUUAGAGAGGAUGCUUAAGGCAUUGGGCAGAAAAUCAUGCUCUAUACCGCCGGGGAAUCACACGCUCAACAAUUUCGACCUUAAACUGAACUUCAAUUUGCCGAUUGCUCCGUAUGGAAAGUACAAGGCGGAUAUCAAAUUGGGAAAUCGUAUCGCCCCGAAAUUUGGCUGCAUUAAUGCUGUUUACGAAAUUUUGCCAAAGAAAACAAAACAAAAAUUAAACUCAGUUUGGUUAGGUAAAGAAAAUUAAACAAGCAACCUGUGAAUUGUUUUGAAUUUCCAAUAUACGCACCAAAAUAAUGUG
This is a messenger RNA of Cimex lectularius (bed bug), 777 nucleotides long. RefSeq lists its product as uncharacterized. The record is from RefSeq and is a predicted model, not a curated record. The transcript has 4 exons. NCBI's taxonomy places the organism in Eukaryota, Metazoa, Arthropoda, Insecta, Hemiptera, Cimicidae. The coding region runs from base 154 to 723 and encodes 189 amino acids.